Messenger RNA from Dioscorea cayenensis subsp. rotundata (Guinea yam), 2087 nucleotides. Its product is annotated as aspartate--tRNA ligase 2, cytoplasmic-like. Gene Ontology annotation, cellular component: cytoplasm; cytosol; aminoacyl-tRNA synthetase multienzyme complex. The transcript has 10 exons. NCBI's taxonomy places the organism in Eukaryota, Viridiplantae, Streptophyta, Magnoliopsida, Dioscoreales, Dioscoreaceae. The record is from RefSeq and is a predicted model, not a curated record. Gene Ontology annotation, molecular function: ATP binding; aspartate-tRNA ligase activity; RNA binding. The coding region runs from base 146 to 1798 and encodes 550 amino acids. Gene Ontology annotation, biological process: aspartyl-tRNA aminoacylation.
GGCGUUGACACCAUUUCCAUCUCGCUGCUCACAGAAUGGCGUAGUGCGGCGGCGGGGGGAUUGCUUGCUAGGGUUUUAUAGUACCUCGUUUGAGUAUUCUUGAUCAAUUGCUAGGGCUUCGAUCUCUCCUUCAAGCUACGUAGCAAUGGCUUCGGCUCCGCCGGUGGAUAACUCUCUACUGGAAAACCCUCCUGUGAGCGAGGAUGGCUCUGAAGCAGCGGGCAUUAGCAAGAAGCAGGCUAAGAAGGAAGCGAUGAAGGCUGAGAAGCUUCGAAAGAAGCAGGAAGCCGCCGCCGCCGUUAACGCGUCGGCUCAAAUUGAGUCGUUGGAGUUGGAUCCUCAUGCUGGCGACUAUGGUGACAUCCCUGCGGAGGAGCUCCAAUCGAAGGCAGUGAGUGGCCGUGAAUGGACGGCGAUUGGGUCCUUGAAUCCUGAACUAGCGGAUCGGACUGUCCUGCUCCGUGGGAAUGCUCAGACGAUCCGGCCAGUGAGCAAGAAGAUGGCUUUCCUGGUGGUGAGGCAGUCCAUGAGCACUGUCCAGUGCGUGCUGACCGUUGGAAAGGACUACGGGAGCCCUCAGAUGGUUAAGUUUGCGACUAGCCUGAGCAGGGAAUCGAUCGUUGACAUUGAAGGCUCUGUUUCGAUCCCUAAGGAUCCCAUCAAGGGUGCAACUCAGCAGGUGGAAAUUCAAGUGAGGAAGCUUUAUUGUGUCAAUCGAGCAGUGUCCAAUUUGCCUAUUAACAUUGAAGAUGCAGCUAGAAGUGAGAGAGAGUUUGAGAAAGCUGAAGCGACCGGAGAACAGCUUGUUCGUGUAGGUCAAGACACACGGCUGAACUAUAGAGUUCUUGACUUGCGGACUCCUGCAAAUCAGGCAACUUUCCGAAUCCAGUGUUAUGUUGAAGAUAUAUUUAGGUGCUUUUUGCGGUCUGAGAAUUUUGUGGGGAUCCAUACUCCUAAGUUGGUAGCUGGGUCUAGUGAAGGUGGAGCCGCUGUAUUCAAGCUGGACUAUAAGGGACAACCUGCAUGCUUGGCUCAGUCACCACAACUGUAUAAACAAAUGGCUAUUUGUGGUGGAUUUGAUCGUGUUUUUGAAGUUGGCUCUGUUUUCAGAGCUGAAGAUUCUUAUACUCACCGUCAUCUAUGUGAGUUUGUUGGCCUUGAUGCUGAAAUGGAAAUCAAGGAGCACUAUGAGGAGGUAAUGGAUAUUGUCGACCGUUUGUUUGUUGCCAUGUUUGACUACUUGAAUGAAAACUGCAAGAAGGAACUUGAGGCCAUCGACAGGCAAUAUCCAUUUGAAUCGUUAAAGUAUUUACGGAAGACAUUGAGACUAACCUUUAAAGAAGGAGUGGAGAUGCUAAAGGCAGCCGGAUUAGAAGUUGACCCAUUAGGUGAUCUGAAUACAGAGGCUGAGAGAAAACUGGGCAGGCUUGUUUUUGACAAAUAUGGUACUGAAUUUUACAUACUUCACCGGUAUCCUCUGGCAGUAAGGCCAUUCUACACCAUGCCAUGUCCUGAUGAUCCUGCUUACAGUAACUCCUUUGAUGUCUUCAUUCGAGGUGAGGAGAUAAUUUCAGGGGCUCAAAGGGUACAUUUACCUGAACUUCUGACUUCUCGUGCUGAGGCAUGUGGAAUCGAUGUGAAAACAAUAUCAUCAUAUAUAGACUCAUUCAGAUAUGGGGCUCCUCCACAUGGUGGCUUUGGUGUCGGACUGGAGCGGGUGGUCAUGCUUUUCUGUGCUCUUAAUAACAUCCGAAAGACAUCCCUUUUCCCACGUGAUCCGCAGCGUCUUGUUCCAUAAGACCUUUGGGCCCUGGAUUGUCUGUGGGUCUUAGUUCAGACCCUGAGGAGCGUUUACUAUGUGAAUGAUAAUUUCACAUAUUACUCUUGUAUGAAACUUAUGUGCCAAAUAAGUUGGCGUCAAUGCCUUGUAGAGCAGAGCGUCAAUUUUUACUGUGAGGAAUUACAUUCCUGGUUUAAGUCCUGCUCGGUUUUUAAUCAAACGUGAAACUUUUAGUUUAAACUUGUUGGGUUUUCGUCAUGUUACAGUGUUGGUGUGGAAUUAUGAAUUAAUGCAUUUUUGUGAUUUA